Molecule: messenger RNA, 774 nt
Organism: Poeciliopsis prolifica (blackstripe livebearer)
Lineage: Eukaryota; Metazoa; Chordata; Actinopteri; Cyprinodontiformes; Poeciliidae
Gene: mlnl
Product: motilin-like
Exons: 4
Coding region: 229-588 (119 amino acids)
Source: RefSeq, a predicted model, not a curated record
AUCCUCGAGCAAUGUCUGUGUUUCCAGGAGCCAGGAGGAGAGUCCUUGAAGAAGCUCGUUGAGGAGCGGAUGUGAGGGAGGACAGCAGCAAAGCGUUUGGGAUCUGGAGAAGUCUGGAUAUAAAGGCUGACCGGGACAGGUUGAGGCUCAGACUGGUGGAGCCCUGCUCAUCUUAACCAACACUUCCCCAAACAACUGACCAAGUUUGACACGGCACGCGAGAGGAGGAUGAGCAUGCGUGGAGCGGUGGCGGGUUGCGUGGUGCUGGUGUGCCUCCUGGCUCUGGUGGUGGAGAGGACAGAGGGACACAUCACCUUCUUCAGUCCCAAGGAGAUAUUGAAGAUGAAGCAGAACGGUAAGAAAGACAUGGAGACUCGGUCAGAGAACGGCCAGUUGGAAGAGGUCACCGUCCAGCACGCCCCUCUGAUGGAACACGACGGACUUCCUGACGAGAAGUUGGAGGUAGCUGCCCGCCUUUUACCCAGACAGGUGGAUCACGUGGCCCCGGUGCUCGAGGAGAUCAUCCAUGAAAUAGUGGAGCAGAGUCGGAGAGGUGACUGGCGCCAUCUUGAAUUGUCCUCGAUUUAGAAAAGUGUGUGUGUGUGUGUGACCACCUUUCCUCUCUUACAUCCGUGUCUCUGCAGACAAAUAGCGAGGCCUCGGGCGCCGCAGGGAGGAAAAGUCGUGUAAAUUGUCAAGGAAAGCACUGAAUGCUGUCGAUGUUUCAUUGUGUCUAAAUGAAUCAAAAGAAUAAAGGGAAGUGAUUGUAUCGUG